AGGAAAACAGAAGUUAAAAGUCAGUAAACAUGGUGCAGGCCAGGAAGGGAGCAAGGCUCAGGCAAAUACAUCUCAGAAACUAAAACAAGAUGUUGGUGCUAGUUUUAAUGGAGUCUCCACAACACCAGGUACAGCCAAACAAAAACAUUCAAUGUUGAUAAUGUUUUUAACCCAUUACGAGCCAGCACUCGUCUAGCGAUAGACAGAGUAAAAUAAUAAAGUUGUGUGCAUUAGGACACAAUGCAUCUUAAUGGUCAUUGAGUAUGUGUUAUUAUUAUUAAUUUUUAUUUGUUCCCAUAUGGGCUUUUCAACACUCAAUUACAAAAUUAUUACAAAUAUGUAUAUAUAAUGUAAAAUUAUAUGUUUUAAUUAAAUACUAACUAAUAUGUUCUAUAUUUAAUUAUAAUGAAAAUGAUGUGCCAGUGUAAGAACAAGUAAAAUCGUCUGGCGUUAGACAGAGUAGAAUAACAAAGUAGGGUGCAUUAGGGCAAAUAACUAGACACAUGGGCAGUAUGGCAUGAGCCCCCCAGAUGAGCUUAUAUCGCUCUUGGGGCGAAUGCAUAAAUAUGUUUAAAUAAAAAAUAGUCUGAUUCACCAUUGAGCACUAGUGUCCUCCCCUUGAGGAGUAAAAUUGUCUGGUGUUCAACAGAAUAAAAUAAUUAAUAAAGGAGAAUUUCAACCGUCGAAAUUCUCCUUAUAUUUUUCAGGUAGUUGUAUCCCUACUAACAAAAGCUUGUUCAUAUUAUUGCCACUACUGACACAGACACAAUUUAAAAUAACAACUUAUGGUGCAUUGGGGGGACAGUGCAACAACAUGAUGGGUUAAUUUAAAGAGGGGUCCGUAAGGAGACGUCUGACCGUACACUGUACAUUCUUAACAAAGUCUGUUCAUUCUAGACCUACCACGAAAAGAUCUUUUCAAAGCUGGUCAUCGUCCUGCUAAUUCCAGUGCCAAGGUUUGGAAAAUUUGAGAAUAGACAAUGCGUUUAUCUGCAAAUAUUCAUCCUCAGUUUCAAACAACUAUGUGUGUCCAAAUCUUGUCUUACAUUUUCAUAUUUUCCCGUUUAGUGUGUAGCAAACUUCCCUCGUCGAUCAAGGCUCUCAAAAUCAUUACCCGAAGUGUUGGUCGACAGCUCGAUACUGCCGUUAUUUUUGGAAUUCCUGUACAAACAGGGUGCCCAAAACGUUCUCAACUUUUGGCUUUCUGCCGAGACCUUUCGAUUGUCUAGCCGAGACAAAAAUGUGUCCAGUUAUAAAUCAAGAUUAAAGUUAACAACAAAGCAGGAUUUAACAGGCAGUACAGACAUUUUUAAUAUGCAAAAUAGUUCAAGACUUGGAAUUCCAGCAUUUCAAAUGGAGAGACAUGAUAAUUCAAGUGAAACAAGUUUGCAAAAUAGUCGGAGUUUUUCAAGUGCUGGCACUAACGAUGAUAGCUCUACCAGUUUUAAAUCUGGUAAUGAAGGUCUGAGAACACAAGCUAAUAUACCAUGUGUGAUGUCACAGAGCAAACUUGAAGUUUCAGAAGCCAUGCAAACUUCACCUGACUGUACUACAGAAAACGCGUCUUCUUAUGAUUCAAGUCGUAAGGAUGUCUCUAGCCCUCUAAUAUAUAAUUCAAUGAAUUCAAAUUUAACUUUACCCAACCUCAAUGAGGAUAAUGGUGCAAGGUUGGGUUCAAUAUCACCAAUAAGUGCUGGCCAUAGCACAUGUACAGAUGCAUCAGCUCUGGUGGUAUCUCCAUUAAGUACCAGCAGUAUUGACCAGUCUGAGGAGAAAUCUUGUGAAUCAUGUAACUCGGACAUAAGUGACGAAACUUCAUUUGAUACCAGCGAAUGUAGUGCAGUACCAUUUACAAGUGAACUACAGGCAGAAGGGAACAUGGUUUCCGCAAGUCCAAAUGAACUAAGUUGUGCAGACAAAUCACGAGGUGACGGAAGUGCAUCGGAAAUAUUUCAUCCACAAGUUCAAUUGAUAAGACAAGAAAGUAGCGACACAAGGGAACGCCGACGGAUGUCAAAAGGUUUGUUGUUUCAUGUCUAUAGCCCCACCAUAGUGCUGUGUAGCUCCUGUGUUUUCUGGCCAGCCAGAGUUGCGGUUCUUUCUCCCGGCUCCAGCUGGAAAGUCGGAAUGACAAGAAAUGUGACAGAUUCGUAGAAUGGGUGAUUCAGCUACAGACUAAAUUUUGAUCAAGGGAAGAAGAACGAAAUCCAACACCACAGCUAGAAAGAGCAUCUUAGAAUGAGUAAAACUGCAAAGAUUGGUUGCAAAAUGUGGUAAAAUGAAGAAAAUAUAGCCCUGUGAAGUUCGCAAAUUUUGUAUAUAUUUGUUUUACGCGCGGUAAAAAUAACCACUUUCGGCUCAAAAAUGGUCAUUUUUCCCGCGCGUAAUGCAAAUAUAUACAAAAUUUGCGAACUUCACAGGGCCAUAUUUUCCUCAUUUUACAACAUUUGGCAACCACAUUUUUCAAUUUUACCCAUUUUAAGAUGCUCUUUCCAGCUAUGGUAAUGGAUUUCGUUCUUCGAUCUUGUCUAGAUCAAAAUCAACCUUGGAUCAAAAUUUCGUCUAUAGCCAGGGUUUUCAGUUUUGUGUGAGGCUCUGGCUAAUGGCAAUGAAGCUAUGGUAAAAGGGAAAAGCCUAGACUAUGUAGACUGGACCUGAGUUAAGUUUCACAAUCAAUUCGUGCACAUGGAUUAUAUAUUUAUGUAAAAGCUCUGGCGAAUUUGGGUGGGGCUGAAUGAAAAAGUCUGGCGAAAUUCGCCGUUCGCUGGCCUAAACUGAAAACCCUGAUAUAGCUGGAAUCGUGUAUUAGUAUUGACGAAUUAAGGGGCUUCGCUCGAAACAUCGAAGUUCUCCUUGUAUUUUUCAAGUAGUUGGUUGUAUCCCUACCAUUCCGAAGCUAUCUGAUGAAUCAUUGCAGCCUUUAUUCGAGCAUUACCUGUGCCUUUUCAAUGAUUAUAACUUUCUCUGUUAUAAUAUGUUUAGUGAUGAUGGAUGAUGCUGUGAGUAUAUAUCGUCAUUUCAUAUCACUCGACGCAACACAACCUCUGGGUGUCGAUGAAAAUAUGAGAAGAGAGGUUGAAAGCAAUAUCUGCACUGAAAACGGCAUCAUUGAUCCAGACUGUUUUAAAGUCGCUCAGAAGUUUGCAUUUAACACUUUACAAAACAGGUCAGUAUUAAAGAUGAAUUUUGUUGUUAGGUUUUGCAAACAUGAGCACUUGGCUGAAACAGCGCGAUGCCCCUUAUCAUUGAGUUGAGCCUGCUACUGAAGAUCAAGGCCAGGGUAUCAGCCCUUCAGGUAUCCGUUUCAAGUCCUGGCUAAUAAUAAUUUGGGUGUGGCCAAUACUGUUUUGCUCUACUGAGACUCCGGCUAUUAAUUGAUGAGCGAAGCGAGUAUGCAAAGAAUGGAAGGUAGCAGCUUCAAGAGGGCUGUGAGUUGAAUGGUGGGCAAAGGCUUGCAAGCUUUGUCUAUUUGGUAUAUUGUCCGGGUGCAAGACCGGGCUAAAAAUUUCAGCUUGUCAUGACUGCAAGUACCGCCGGCCUAAAACAAGUAAUCGCCGGCCUAAAACAAGAUGGGUGGGGUAUUAUUUAGCAUGGGUGACUACCCUCAAGUACAAGGGUAGACUGGUUUUCCUAACCAAAAACUAAUCCUCCCAACUUUGCUGUACUCGAUGAUCAGACGUGGGUCCUAUGGUGUCAGCCAGAGGCGUCCUAGUAAUUUCAGCACUCGGCUGCAAGAGAAAAUGAUUAGCACCUUUAAACUAGAGAAAUCAAAUUUUUUUUUUAGAUAUUUUGAUGAUUUCAUCCGUAGUUCAUACUACCAUAAACACAUCAUGGACAUUUUGACAAGUGGCAAAGUUUUCCUGGCAGACAUAAUGUAUAAUGAUAAUGCGAUGUUCUAUUUUAUGGAGGUACAGGAGGAGUAAUAUAUGAUUGAAUUGACUUGUGCAAGCUUUGUUUCGUCUUAGGAACACUAUAGUAUAUGUGUGAUUUUGAUGUUUCAAGCGAUUUCAAAAAGCAUGUCUUUUUACUUUAGUUUAUAGAACAAGAGGAGAAGAGCUAUCUUCUAGCAUUCUGGAUUGCUGUUGAUAGUUUCUGGCAAGAAUUGCAGUCAAAAUUGGACAGUAAAGAAUAUAAUGCUGAUGAAGCAUUAGACGAUGCUAUGGUUUUGUAUGACAAGUAAGUUGAAUUUUCAACAUUAAAAUGUUGAAACUGGUUUAAAUCUGAAACGCCGAAUUAUAGUAAGAAAAAGUUAGACGCAGUAAGUGUCUCUGUAAUUCGUGCAAUCGUUUAGGGAAAGAAAAAAUUCCUGCAUAGAUUCUACACCGUAAAAAAAGUUCCACAAAGAUCCGGUGCAACUAAUGGUCUUUUUGUUUUUCUACCCCUUGUAAGUUUUUUUACUGCAAUAUGUAGAUUUUUAUUAAGUAGUUUAUCUACCAGGUAUUUCUCGAUGCAAGCAAGCAAUUCGCUGGGUGUGAGUGACGAGACAAGAAUACGGAUUGAAAAUAAGAUUUGUCGCGAAGGAGGACCACUACCUGAUUGUUUUGAAGAACCGAUGGAGAAUGUUUUGACACUUCUUGAGGAGGUAACGCCGUGUUCAAUAUGUGCACAUCUCUCUGUAUCUGUAUAGUAACACUGGAUCAAUUAAAGGAUGAUCCUUACUGGAUCUCUGGGAAGAACAGUUUAGAACUGAUAGAACUAUCUGGUAUAAAUUAAGUUAGUUUAGUUUAGGUUUCCUCCUGUAGUAACACUGGAUCAAUAAGAGAUGGUUCUUACUGGACCUCUAGGGAGAACAGUUUAGAACUGAUAGAGCUAUCUAGUAUAAAUAUAGUUAGUUUAGUUUAGGUUUUUUCCUGUAGUAACACUGGAUCAAUAAGAGAUGAUCCCUACUGGAUCUCUAGGAAGAACAGUUUAGAACUGAUAGAGCUAUCUGAUAUAAAUAAAGUUAGUUUAGUUUAGGUUUCCUCCUGUAGUAACACUGGAUCAAUUGUUAAAUUAAAUUAAUUAAUUAAUUGAUCAAUAAGAAACUUUCCUUACUGGACCUCUAGGAAGAACAGUUUAGAACUGAUAGAGCUAUCUGAUAUAAAUGAAUUUAGUUUAGUUUCCCCCUGUAGUAACACUGGAUCAAUAAGAGAUGACUCUUACUGGAUCUCUAGGGAGAACAGUUUAGAACUGAUAGCGCUAUCUAGUAUAAAUAAAGUUAGUUUAGUUUAGGUUUCCUCCUGUAGUAACACUGGAUCAAUAAGAGAUGAUCCCUACUGGAUCUCUGGAAGAACAGUUUAGAACUGAUAGCGCUAUCUAGUAUAAAUAAAGUUAGUUUAGUUUAGGUUUCCUUCUGUAAUAGCACUGGAUCAAUAAGAGAUAACUCUUGCUGGAUCACUAGGAAAAACAGUUUAGAACAUUUAUAAAUAAAGUUAGUUUGUUUAAUAGCAGUGUAUUAGAGGAAGGACUUAUGCUUUUUAAUUUCAGGUAUAUUUUCCAAUAUUUCUGGACAGCAGUGUUUACAUGAAAUAUUUGAACGAGUUGUUCAGUUCAGUAACUGAUGUUGAUUCAGAUCGAACCAGCACGUGUGCAGAUGAUUGCAGCAGUACGGCGAGCACAAGUGAGACUUCGAAACUUAUGGAAUCUUUAGUAAAUGAUGUGGAACCACUCGAAGACCCAGACGAGAUUUGGCAGCGACCACACUUUGGGUAAGAGAGGGUUGGAGGGAGGAAGGAGUUGGGCAUAGGGAGGGGAAGAAGGAAGGGGGAGAGAGGCAAGGAGAGAGAAGGGCGAGAGAAAGGGAAGGAAGUGAAAGGGUGGAAGGAGGAGGAAGGGUAGAAGGUG
Molecule: messenger RNA, 5823 nt
Organism: Paramuricea clavata
Lineage: Eukaryota; Metazoa; Cnidaria; Anthozoa; Malacalcyonacea; Plexauridae
Source: the annotation of a GenBank genome assembly